Molecule: messenger RNA, 5602 nt
Organism: Puccinia graminis f. sp. tritici CRL 75-36-700-3
Lineage: Eukaryota; Fungi; Basidiomycota; Pucciniomycetes; Pucciniales; Pucciniaceae
Exons: 6
Coding region: 155-5602 (1815 amino acids)
Biological process (GO): phosphorelay signal transduction system
Source: RefSeq, a predicted model, not a curated record
AAGAAAUUGAACUUCUUGGGAGUGCUGAUUGCUGCGGCUGGGCUGUAGGCUUGACCCCCCUUGGAAGGCAACACUGGAUCAUUUUUCGAGCAGACCAGUCAACUGGCCGAGUACUCCACUCCUCUUCAACCUCCAACCAACAAAACCCACAAGCAUGUCAUCCUCUGUCGCCCCCUCACCACCGCCCUCACCACUCCACCAUCACCAACACCAGCAGAAGAACCAGAACCAGAACCAGAACCAGAACCAGUACUCAACUACUUCGAGCCCAUCAAACGAACGAAGGGACCCAUUCAGAAGUUUCAUCAAACCAUUCCUCAAACGAGGCACAUCUACCACCUUCGAAUCAAUCAAAGACCAUCUCAAACUGAACAACAACAACAACAACAACAGCACCAGCAGCAAACCAGCCUCACACCAGCAUCAUCCAUCAGCAUCAGCAUCAGCAUCCUUACCACCAUCCCAACUCACCUCAGCCAACCUCACCAAAUCAAAGUCACAUCAAGUCUCUCAAUCCUUGGAUAACAGCUCAGCAUCAACUCACACUCAAACCCGUCAAAAGAUCUCGCGUGCCCGUCAAGCAGCCUCACUCAAAUUUCAUGCACUCUCAUCACUCUCCUCAAGGAAUCAGAACCACAAACAGACCAGUAGCACCUCAACCGAGAACUCAUCCCUCACCGAUCUCGAGCUACCCUCAAACCGAAAUCAUCAUCAUCAUCAUCAUCAUCAUCAUGAAAGACGACUAUCAGCAGAUCCUACCUCAAUCCUCCUCGCCUCAUCUCAACCUAUGGGCUCACUCACUGCUUCCUCCUCUCGCCCAUCCAAUUCGAUCGUCUCCAUGACAAGCUCCAUUCAUUCCUUGCUCACCCAACCUGCACUCGUCACCCUAGCACAACUGGCACCCGCCCAACUCCUCUCUGGCGUCCACUCCAGCUGUUUCGGUUCAUCCGAUGCAUUCAGAAUAUUUGAUGAAUACGAACUCUCUCAGAAUAAUCAAUACUAUCGACAAUCUUCCAACGAACCCAGUCCGGAUGAGCCUGCUAGCAUCCAUCAAACCACUUCCUCGAACCCUUCUCCUAGACACCUUCCCACUACCAUCGAACAACUCAGUGCAUCCUCCAUCGCCCUACCGAUCACUUCGAUCUCAAGCAUCUGGAGGCUCUUGAACUGUAUCGAAUGGAUCAACAUCAAAGAACGUCAACUGAUCACUGAUGACCCAAACAUCAAGAUCAGCUAUAACUCUUACUCAACUCACACCCCAUCCUUAACCCCUAGCUCAAGCCAACAACAACAACAACAACAACAGCAACAGCAAGAUCAACAAAUUCCCGACAAUCUCACUCAAGGUCUUGGAAGUUUCGAUCUCGCAAAUACCUUGCAACAUGUCGGUGAUAUCCUAUCAGCAAUCAGCUCGGAAUCUCAAGUCGAGAUUGUCUUUUAUCACAUCUUCUAUCCUCCUCGGCCAGAGGCUGGCGAAUUAGGCCUUCUCAAUGCUGCCCGUGAACAAGAACAACAAUCACCAGAUCAUCACUUCUCAUUCUCAUCCGAAUAUGCCCACACCCAUCACUCAACAGAACCAGCCAGUCGACCCAACAUCGAUCCAUCACCUGAGACCCCCAACCCAUUCUUAGGUGCUGGUGCAGAUGGGGAGGGUGGCUUACGAGAGAUCUCAGUCAAGGCAGACGAAAAGGGUUUGAUCAUCGGCCUUACCUGUUUGCUCAGGCAGAUCCUCUAUCGAGCAAAACGAUCGAGUACGAUAGAAGUCGGUCUUCAUCUCACUCCUUUACAUUCUCAAGCACCAUCAGAACCUUCAGGAACUGAAGAUCAACGAGAUCCUGUCCCAGCUACUCAUCAAGAAGACCCCUCUAUGCCAGAUAACUCAGUCUGUACCAGCUGGAAAUGCGUCUUUGACGUGUCUCUCAUGCCUCCCCUACUACCUAAAUCCUCAUCUCCGCAAACCAUGCAGGACACUCAGAACGAAUCAAACCUCUCGAACGAAGCUACUGUUGAUACCAAGAACAUCUCAAGUCCCGAUCCAGAUGCCGACCGGCGUGCCUCGAUUGGUGCUCAGCUUCGUGCAUCCGCAACACUAGCCCGUCUACGAAUGUCCUCCAAUCUGACUUCAGAACUCCCGCUAUGUCCCGAGGAAUCGCUCUCGAAAAUCAUCUUUGAGAAACUCUUGGGAAUGAAACUCAGUACUGGCAGACUGACUUCGAGUGGCCACAGCUGGAAAGUCACUGGGAUCUUCGGUAAAGGGAUCGGGCGAGAAUCAGAUGAUGCUGAUGGGACAUCUCGAAAGUCGUACGCCGGUCAUUCUCAAGCUUCUGUUUCUGCUUAUGCCUCUGUCACACCUAGUAGGGAGCCUACUGCGGAUGAGCUAACUAAAUUUGCCGAAACAACAUUGAAAGGAAAGAAGGCGGUCUUCUUUGCUGCCGAGCAGAGUAUUUUUGCCAAACACAUCACCACUUAUCUUACCAGCUGGAAUAUCGACGUCUCACAUAUGCCGUACGAGAAAGGUGAACAUGAUCCAUCCAACUCAUCAGCAGAGAUGUCUGCCCCAGUUGGCGCAAAUGGUGCAGAGAAACCUGCUACAUCUGGGCCCACCGUACCUCCCUCCAGCGCCAGCAGCAGAUCCAUCCGAUCCAACAACUUCAUUAUCAUUGAUGAUGAUGUUACGACCUUGAAAGCUCAGCUGCUCAAGCUGAAAGCCUCGCCUACAAGUUUGCUUCACCUAUCGGCCCAUGUUCUACCCAAUCAACCAUCUCAGCUAUCUCCAACUUCCGGAAAGUUCAAGAUAUCAUUCGCAAGCAUCUCAACGGGGUUCAGUGGGGUUUCCAUUCCCGAUAUUCUCGUUAUUCCUAAGCCGAUCGGACCUCGAAGAAUUCUGACAGCUCUACACACGGCACUAAGUCGACCGAUUACCGAACCUCAAUUUGUUCCCAUCGCUACUUCACCCUCCAGUCCUGGUACACCUCACUACCUUAACUCCACCAGUCAUCCCUUGGGUAGCAGUCAGCUAGGCAAGGCCAGUCCAGCCAACUACCUCGGAGUGACCGAUUUCGAUACAGCUGCCGCAAAUCAUCUCAAGAAUGACGCAAAUCUGGGUAAUGAAAACCCAAGCCUUGCUCGGCAACCAUCUAUUCAAAAUUUGACACCACCCGGCUUGCGAACUCCCGGUACUGCCCCGGGAACACCAGGUGUACCCUCACCAGCCUUACUCUCACACGAAGCUCUAGAGUACUUCUCAAAAGCUGCAACAGAGAAUGGAGGCAGCUCUAGUACCGGUGUAGUCUUGCAAUCACCCGAUGGACGUCCGCAAGCCAUGUUUUUCCAUCAUUCUGGGUCCUCCAAUCGACUGAGAAAUGAACUUUUCAAUCAUUCGAUCCAUGGCGCUCUCCAAAGUUCUCACAUGAGUGGCUCGACUAGUGGCAAGCCGAAACUUGAGGGACGAAGCAGUUCCAGUCGGCCGAUGCUCCGGGAAAUGAUUAGUGUAGAACCUAAUACGGAGCCUAUGACUCUAGCCCAACAAGUCAUGGCUAGUGCUGAGAGUACAGCCAGGACCCAGUCUCCAUCAUCCCUCUCUAACGCGGGGUCGAACGAUCCAACAGCCAAGAGUGACACAUCUACUCCCUCGAACCAGAACCGGCUCGGCCAAUCAGUCCGAAGCAGCCAUCUAAGCGCCAACCCUAUAUUAGGUGAUCCACCCGAUAGCACGUUUCCACACGCAAUAGCUUUAGCUCAGUACGAAGCGAUUUCCCCCAAGACACCUUCGCUACCGUUCCCUGAAGGCCUCUAUGCAGCCAAUCAACAGCGCCAAAGCUCUGGCUCAUCGUCUCACUCGGUAGCCCCUACGCCUAGCCCGAGUACGGCACCGGUGACGCCUAACGUGACCCAAACAGGCUUGUCCUCAUUGACAAAAGAGCAGCAACAAGUCCUGCUGAAUCCGCGCCCAUUGCCCAUGCUCAGGAUGCCUUCCAUCCCCGCCAACCUGCCCACUUCGAUCUCUGUCACCCUCUCCUCUCCCCGUCGACGACCGACUUCGCAACUCCCGAGCUCCUCCAAUGAAUCAGCAUGUGUGGGUAAAUCGCGCUCGCAACAUUCGCCGCCUGUUCCAACCCAUCGUCCGGGCGUGGUUGAUGAGCACAAGUCUUCCUCGACAGCCUUGGGCGUCAACGAGAUCCCUAGCGCCGCCCUCUCUAAGUCAACCAGCGCGCUCAUCGCUGCUAGCAGGAGAAGCACUUCGAUGGGUGACUCGAUGAUUGCUAAUCGACUGGGUCGCAGAAGGGUCUCCCGAAAGCCAACGACUGCUCUUGUUCCGCCGAUCAAUGUCCUAAUCGUUGAAGAUAAUCGGAUCAAUCAGACCAUCCUGACUACGUUUAUGCGGAAAAAGUCAGUGAAAUACGAUGUCGCUAUGAAUGGACAAGAAGCAGUUGAUAAGUGGAGGACUGGUAGCUUCCAUCUCGUCUUGAUGGACUUACAAUUACCAGUCAAAGACGGGAUUGAGGCUACGAAGGAGAUAAGAGAGGCCGAGCGCUCAGUGAACAUCAAUGCAUUUGCGAAUACGCCGCCAGCCGUAGGCGGGAACACCCCACCGGCGUUAGUAGCCCCCAACACGAUGCCGCGGAUGACACCUCACAAUGUUUCAGUGAUCAUUGUGGCGCUGACGGCCUCUUCACUCGACGUGGAUCGUGAGGUGGCCCUGGCGGCGGGCUGCAAUGAUUUCCUGACGAAGCCAGUCUCGCUGGCCUGGUUGGAGAAGAAGCUACUCGAAUGGGGCUCGAUGGCCUGGCUCUCCGGCUUCUCGCGUCCCAACAUCUCAACCAACUCGCUCAACCGCUCCUUGCCGGCAUCCGUCCCCGCUGGCUUCGGCCAUCCUCCACCAGCGGGAAGCACCGCUGGGGCUGGAUUCUAUCUUGGCGCGGGAGGGAAGCCGAUGAUGUCCUUCACAGGCACCCUGGCCCAAAAGAAAGCCAAGGAAGUUGCCGACCAUCUCCACUUGAGUUCCGAUAAGGCCCGCGGGGCUCAGAUCCGCGAGAAGGCCCGCUUGGAGUCCAACAAUCCUGAGUCGAGCUCCACGAGAGACUCGCUCGAAAACACUAGCGACCUCUCCGGUACUGACGACGAUGCUAAUCUCUCUCGAAUCCCGACUGGCGAGACACAAAAACCCGCGGACAGCGAUCACCAAAAGACGCCUACCUCCGCUGUCCAACUCAACCAGAUCAUCAUCAACUCAUCCCCAUCGAUCUUAAACGAUGAUGCAGUCCAACAAUCAUCACCCAAAGAGAUCUCCCCCUCGCGGCCAAUCAUCUCGCUCCAAACGCCUACCCCUGAACGAUUCGACUCAUUCCCUGCAGCUGACCCUUUCAAUUCUUCUUCUUCUCACCAUCAUCAUCAUCCACCUCCACAUUCAACCUUGGAUGCCAAUGUCGAUCAGGUCUUACUCUUUGUUAAUAAUAAUCACACAUCUAAUCCUUCAAGCUCUGAUGACCUUCCUCCCACUUCAAAUCCUUCUAAUCCUCCCUCCCCGAAAUCUUCUUCUCCUUCCCCUCCCUCUUCCGCCCCUCCCUCGUCCUCUUCCUCUUCUCCCCCUCUCCAUGAAUGA